This is a messenger RNA of Aureobasidium subglaciale EXF-2481, 1255 nucleotides long. RefSeq lists its product as uncharacterized. The transcript has a single exon. Lineage: Eukaryota; Fungi; Ascomycota; Dothideomycetes; Dothideales; Saccotheciaceae. Bases 65 to 1114 code for a protein of 349 amino acids. The record is from RefSeq and is a predicted model, not a curated record.
GUCAUCGCAUCAGCGACAAGACAUGAAGUCACUAGAUUGCUACAAAGGGAAGAGCACAUCAAACAUGCAGGAUCAAAAAUCAAUUACUCCGCCCGCACUACGCAAAGGCGACACCAUCGCUUUCAUCUCUCCAUCUUCUCGAUUAAACACCUUGUUCGCCCAACGAAUCGGAAAAGCCACUUCAUUCUUCCAAUCCCGCGGUUUCCACAUCAAAGUGAUCUUUGACGAAUCUUUCCCUUCCGAUCCUCUAUCAGCCGUAAAACACCGCUGUCACGAACUCCACCUUGCAUUCUCAGACCCAGAUGUCAAAGCAAUAAUCUGCACAAUAGGAGGCCUCACUGCAGAUGAAUUACUACCACAUUUGGACUAUGACUUGAUUAGAAAGAACCCAAAGGUUUUUUGUGGAUAUUCUGAUAUUACAUUGCUGCAUCAUGCUUUGUUGAAGGAGAGUGGAUUGAGGACUUUUUAUGGUCCUGCUGUAAUACCGGAGUUUGGGGAGAGUCCUGAGCCGCUGAGGUUUACGAGGAAGCACUUUUUUGAUAUGGUGAUGAAGACGGUGAAGAGACAGAGUGUACCUAGGUCGCCGGUACAUGUGAUGGAGUUUAAGAAUUGGUUGGCCAGAGAGCCUGACCAGGAGCCUAGAGAACUUGUUCCUGCGCCGGGGUGGAAGUGGUUAAGAGAGGGCAGAGCUGAGGGAAGACUUACUGGAGGCUGUCUGGCUUCCCUGGUGCAAGUUUCUGGCCAAAGACAUCUCGACGACUACAAGGACAAAAUCCUGAUUCUGGAAUUACCCGAGGGAGAACAUCCAGGAGAGCCAUACUUACUUUACGCCGCUAGAACCGCAAUGGCUCAUUUAGAGACUUCUGGUGUUCUAAGGGUCAUUGCUGGAAUGAUUGUUGGACGUCCUUAUAUGUAUGACGAGAAGGCUACUGAGGAUUUUGAGAGGAUGAUUCUGGAUCAGUGCGAUGGUAUGGAGUUUCCGAUUUUGGCGGGUGUGGAUACUGGACAUUCGGAUCCUAUGCUUACUUUGCCUUUGGAUGUUAUGGUGGCACUUGAUUCGAGUGCAGGGGUUGAUGAACAGUUUGUGAUUUUGGAGGAGGCAGUGACAAUGUGAGGAGUGAUGUGAUAAUAGACGAGUAGCAUGUUGAUAGAUGGAUAGUAUAGUAAAUGAGUGACAAGUAAUGAAUGACACGCAGACAGCUCAUGCUACUGAUGAGAAAUGGUGUUUGAUUUGCGACAUAUGGUGCGUGAUGAC